GGAAGGAAACAUAUGAUUCGCCUGGCGAUCGUUUCGUUUCCAUUGCUAGUGUGGUUCAGUGCCUCUUGGUAUUUGUUUUUGUGAAGGUUUUAAAUGGAAGUCGAUCCGGAAGAGCCUCAGGAGGCGAAUACAUCGUUCUACAAUGGCUAUCCACUUGACUUUGAGUACUUUAACAUGGCCCACGGCAUGCUCGUGGAUAUUAGCGAGGAGCUGCGCGAAAAGUUUCCCAAUGAAGAACACUUCAAGUUGCAGCAACUGAACACUCUUUACCUGGCCGCUCGGAGCAGCCAGAUGAUGAGAUUCGUGGAGGCUCUCAACACCUCCAACAGCAAGGCGGUGCAGACAUACCUGGUCAAUACAAAUUUCGAUCAGCCAGAUGGACAAUCGCUGACCCCGCUGACAAUGGCCGCCAUGUCGGGCAAUGUGACGUUUGUGAAGACCCUGCUCUCGCACUACGACGUGGAUCUGGAGCGGGAGUGCAACGUCAUCUUCGAUGGCCUGGUGGUGUAUGGAGCCACAGCCCUGUGGGUGGCUGCUGGCAUGGGACAUCUCCAGAUCGUAAAGAUGCUGGUCCAGGCAGGAGCGGCCAUCAAUCACAAUACCAAGGCGCAAUCAUCGCCCCUGCGAGCGGCCUGCUAUGAAGGUCGCCUGGACAUUGUCCAGUUCCUGAUAGAGCACGGAGCUGAUGUGAAUGCCACAAAUCUGUUCAACAACAAUACAUUGAUGAUUGCCGCCUACAAGGGGCACCAUCUAGUCGUGAAAACGUUGCUGUUGAACGGUUCGCGUCCCAACGAUCAGGCCUUGUGCGGAGCCACUGCUCUGCACUAUGCCGCCGAGAGCAGCAAUCUGGAUGUUGUGCUGGUUCUGCUGGAUCAUGGAGCCACAUUAAAGAAGAACGAAAUCGGCAUAACGCCCGCCCUGCAAGCAGCCGAGCGUCUGAAUGACGAUGUUGUCGAGGCGUUCAUACAGCGGCCGGACCUGAUGAGCCUGGAGGAGCGGAUCACAGCACUGGAACUGCUGGGGGCCACCUAUGCCAAUGACAAGACUAAAUACGACAUCAAUCGGGCCUAUAGCUAUCUGCUGCGGGCCAUGCAGUUGCGUUAUAGCGAUCCCCGGGGCGUGAUCCGCAAGAAGGUUCAGCCCCCAGUGCCCGCCUACGACAGUUGGUUCGAGACCGAGAACCUGCCCGAGCUGAACGCCAUCAAGCUAAACCACCACUCCAUACACAUGGAGUCGCUGGCCAUACGGGAGCGUAUUCUGGGGCGCAACAAUCCAGACGUCCCCCAGGCCAUUGUCUACCGCGGAGCUGUGAUGGCGGAUCAUGGUCGCUUCGACCAGUGCCAGAUGCUGUGGAAUUAUGCCAUCGAUCUCCGCAUGCGAAACAAUGUCUCUGUGGAUCGCGAUCUGCUGCGCUUUGCGCAAUUUUUUGCCCAGAUUCUGCGCGCUGAUAAUCACCGCCUCACCCUCGAUCACGUUCUGCCCGUGCUGACCAAGUGCCAACAGGAGAUUGAGAACAACAAGUUCAAGAUACGCCAAGCGAAGCCGAACACGUGUGCCAGUCUGCUGCAGGACCAGAACAACCAGAACUGCAUCACUGCUUUGUAUUUAAUCAAGAUUGUUACUCAGCUGGCGCGUCGCAAGAAGGACCAGGACAUCAACGAGGCGCACAUCCAGGAACUAUUCAUUGUGGUGCGCAAGUUCAUACAGAACGACACUCGUCUCAACGACGGCCAGACGCUGCUGCAUAUCGCUGUCAAUGGAGUGAUGCCUGUGGAUGAGUUCUACACGAAUGAGAUGUUCAGGUUCCCCUGCUAUGCCACUGCCCUGGUUUUGGUCCACUGCGGUGCCUCUGUGGUGGCCGUCGAUGGAGCUCGCAACACACCUCUGCACAUACUGGUGUCCAAAGUGAAUUCCUCGCAGGACCGACAGGGCGAGAUGGCGCGCAUUCUUCAGCUGUUUGUGGAGGCAGGUGCCCACUUGGAUGCAGUGAAUGCCGCGGGACAGACAGCUGCCACCGCCUGCAAGCAGGUUACCUUGGCCAACCUACUGCACGGCCAUCAGAAUGCGCACACCAGCCUCAAGUGUCUGGCGGCGCGCACCAUAGCCACACACAGGCUGAACUUCAAGGGUCUGAUACCCACGCAACUGGAGGCGUUCAUCCAAAUGCACAGCGUGCACAAAGUGCUCCCGUAGAUAGCCAAAAUAUGCCAGGAUUACUGAGUCAUUAUAGCUGUGUGUAGUCUGUACUCUGAGUGUAUUCUGAGCCAUGUUGGAACGAGCACAUUUACUUUUAUGUAUCAACAAUAUGUACAUACAUAUGUGCAGCCAUUAGCCAGCCGCCAUGCGUGUGUGUGUGUGUGUGUAUAUCGAAUUUAGCGACUUAAUUUAGCCAAAAUGAAGAAGGGAAACGUUUACGUUUUAUUUUUGUACACUUUUUAUUUAUCAAUCGCCAUUCUUAAUUUAUUUACAAUUACAAUCUGCAACAACUUUGAC
This is a messenger RNA of Drosophila obscura, 2493 nucleotides long. It is a transcript of the gene Fem-1, whose product is annotated as protein fem-1 homolog B. The record is from RefSeq and is a predicted model, not a curated record. NCBI's taxonomy places the organism in Eukaryota, Metazoa, Arthropoda, Insecta, Diptera, Drosophilidae. The coding region runs from base 94 to 2193 and encodes 699 amino acids. Gene Ontology annotation, molecular function: protein binding. The transcript has 6 exons.